Molecule: messenger RNA, 1786 nt
Organism: Pelmatolapia mariae (spotted tilapia)
Lineage: Eukaryota; Metazoa; Chordata; Actinopteri; Cichliformes; Cichlidae
Gene: cyp26a1
Product: cytochrome P450 26A1
Exons: 7
Coding region: 1-1476 (491 amino acids)
Biological process (GO): sterol metabolic process
Molecular function (GO): iron ion binding; monooxygenase activity; heme binding
Source: RefSeq, a predicted model, not a curated record
AUGGUCGUGAAUGCACUGUUGACCACGUUCUUGUGCACCGUAGCGCUUCCCAUUCUGCUGUUCCUGUUGGCCGUGAAGCUGUGGGAGGUUUACACGCUCCGAUGCAGAGACCCGACUUGCCCUUUCCCGCUGCCCCCCGGAUCCAUGGGCUUGCCUUUCAUUGGAGAGACGCUGCAACUCCUCCUCCAGAGGAAAACAUUUCUUCGGAUGAAGCGGGAGAAGUACGGUUACAUCUACCGCACACACCUCUUCGGGAACCGCACGGUGCGCGUGACUGGCGCGGAUAACGUCAAGCAGAUCCUCCUGGGGGAGCACAGGCUGGUGUCCGCGCAGUGGCCCGCUUCUGUUCGCGCGAUCCUGGGCACGGAGACGCUCUCCAACAUGCACGGAGCUCAGCACAAGACUAAAAAAAAAGCUAUCCUGCGCGCCUUUUCCAGGGAGGCUUUAGAGCUCUAUAUCCCCGUUAUCCAGGAGGAAGUUCAGGCUGCAGUGAAGGAAUGGCUGGCAAGUGACUCCUGCGUGUUGGUCUACCCAGAGAUGAAGCGGCUGAUGUUCCGCAUCGCCAUGAGGGUUCUGCUGGGCUUUGAGCCAGAGCAGAUUCAAACCGAUGAGCACGAGCUGGUGGAGGCUUUUGAGGAAAUGAUCAAGAACCUGUUCUCUUUGCCCAUUGAUGUGCCUUUCAGUGGACUGUACAGGGGUCUGAAAGCGAGGAACUUCAUCCACUCUAAGAUUGAGGAGAACAUCAAGAAGAAGGUGCAGGAGUCAGACCAGGAGUGGAAACCCAGAGACGCCCUGCAGCAGCUCAUAGACAGCAGCAACAAGAACAAAGAGCCCAUCAGCAUGCAGGCCAUCAAGCAGUCUGCCACAGAGCUGUUGUUUGGGGGGCAUGAAACCACAGCCAGCACAGCCACCUCUCUGGUCAUGUUCCUGGGUCUAAACCCCAAAGUAGUGGAUAAACUGAGACAGGAGCUCGAGGACAAGGUAAAGCUUGCGGAGCAGGGCAUGGACCUACAGAGCCUGAACAUCGAGUCCUUGGAGCAGCUGAAAUACACAGGCUGUGUCAUCAAAGAGACGCUGAGGAUCAACCCUCCUGUCCCUGGAGGCUUCAGAGUGGCCCUCAAGACCUUUGAGCUCAAUGGUUACCAGAUUCCCAAAGGCUGGAACGUUGUCUACAGUAUCUGCGAUACUCAUGAUGUGGCAGAGAUCUUCCCCGACAAAGAAGACUUCCAGCCAGAGCGCUUCAUGACCGAUCCUUGUGCGGACUCCUCCAGGUUUCAGUACAUCCCAUUUGGUGGUGGCUCCAGGAUGUGCGUUGGGAAGGAAUUUGCCAAGGUUCUGCUGAAGGUGUUCCUGGUGGAGGUGGUAACAAAGUGUCACUGGACUCUUUUAAACGGGCCUCCAACCAUGAAAACAGGACCUACUGUCUAUCCCGAAGACAAUCUGCCAACCAAGUUCACCAGCUAUGUACAGAAUUAAACAGAAUAAACAUUUCAGAUUUAUUUUUUAUUUUCCCCAAAAGUCAUAAAAGGCUUGUUUGCAGACUCACUCACACAUGAACAGGAGAAUGUUCCUUUUAGCUUGGUGUCAGUGUUUAAGCAUUAACUGUACAUAGUGUAGAUUACACAAGAGCAAAUUUUAUAUUCUACUAUUUAUACUUUGGAUUUGUGUAUAUUCUUUUUCUUGAGCUGAGCAAAAUGCAUGAGAGGCACUCUGUGGACCUCUGAGCUGUGUCUACAGGACUGUACAUAUUUAAUGUGUCUCUUAAUAUAAAUACCUUUUCUAUUGG